Molecule: messenger RNA, 1137 nt
Organism: Hordeum vulgare subsp. vulgare (domesticated barley)
Lineage: Eukaryota; Viridiplantae; Streptophyta; Magnoliopsida; Poales; Poaceae
Product: CCR4-NOT transcription complex subunit 1-like
Exons: 7
Coding region: 1-1137 (378 amino acids)
Biological process (GO): nuclear-transcribed mRNA catabolic process, deadenylation-dependent decay
Cellular component (GO): P-body; CCR4-NOT core complex
Molecular function (GO): molecular adaptor activity
Source: RefSeq, a predicted model, not a curated record
AUGGGAGGGUGGUAUCGGUUUUCUGAUAUGUUUAUCUUUCCACCUUUUCAGUUAGUUGAUUAUGGUCAUGAUGGAUGUCUUUUGAUGCUCCAAGUCUGUUUGGAUGAAGUGCUGUUGAAUGACAGGGAGGCCAAAAACUUGCAGUUGAAGCAUGAUCUUUUAUCCUCUACUUUCAGAUAUUGUCUGGAUAAAUCUUACUUCAGCACUUGUUUCUGUGAGGCACUGAUGCGGAUAAAAACUGCUACAGAUGGCCUCCUUGAGACUCUGUCGAGUGUAAUGGAACUCUCAGCAGCCGAGAAAGUCGGUAUUGGUCUUGCAUUGUCAGAUUCUGAUAAUUCAGGCAUGAAGCUGAAAGGGCAACAAUUUGCAAUUGCUCAAAUUGAGGAGUUGUGUUUGAAUCCUGAUCAAUCGAUACCAAACGACCAAAUUCAUGAAAUUGUCGUCUUCCUUCACCAGACCGAUGGCCUGCCAAAGCAUAUAGAUACUUUUAGUAACAUUGCUUCUCUUCUAGAAGUUGGACAGAGUCCUGUUUUUGCUCCCAUCCCCAAGGAGCAGUAUGAUGCUCAGUCAAUAAAUCCUUCAAGACAUUUGGAGAUGUACUUAGAUAGCACAAAUGAUGACUUCGAGUCACUUCUUUCUGAAAUUGGGAAAGAAAUAAGUAUGGCGGACAUCGUAAUUGAGUUGGGUUAUGGAUGCACUGUUGACAGCACACAGUGUAAGGAAAUACUAUCCACUUUUCAGCCUCUUGAUGAUUUGGCAAUAUCUAAGUUGCUCGGGGCAGUUAUUGGCACUCAAAAUAGUCUCAGAGAGGCCCAUAACACUUAUGCAACCUUUGUAUCUGCUAUUCGGAAUACCCACUUGAGUGAGUCACCCCAGUUAACUACAUGGAACACGGAUGUUCUUGUGGAUUCAAUCAACAAAUUGGUCCCAAGUACUAAUUGGGUGCAUGUUAUGGAAAACCUUGAUCAUGAGGGUUUCAGUAUUCCUGAUGAAGCAGCUUUCUGUUUACUGAUGAAUAUAUACGGCCGUGCUUGCAAGGCACUUCCGGACUUUGCAAGUCUUAUUCCAGGAGGGUAUUACUCGAUGAGCUGCAUCAAGGAUGUUCCAAACCUUAGAGGUGACAACUACACUGAAUAG